Halichondria panicea is the source of this 929-nucleotide messenger RNA. RefSeq lists its product as uncharacterized. Gene Ontology annotation, cellular component: chloroplast. The transcript is spliced from 2 exons. The coding region runs from base 37 to 813 and encodes 258 amino acids. The record is from RefSeq and is a predicted model, not a curated record. Lineage: Eukaryota; Metazoa; Porifera; Demospongiae; Suberitida; Halichondriidae. Gene Ontology annotation, molecular function: oxidoreductase activity.
UCCCUUACUUUCAUCUAAUUAUGCUGUGCAUGAAAAAUGGCAUCUAAAAUCAAGGUAGCAAUUACUGGAGCCACAGGGAGGACUUCUUGCUCCUUGGUGCGCAAGAUUCUGACUGCGAAGGAUUGUUUCGAUGUUCCAAAAUGCCUUCUAAGGUCUAUCGCUAAAGCAAAAGAGAAGUAUGAAGAUGUAUGGGGAGAGUUGGAAGGCAACUGCCACGAAGUGGAUAUCACUGCUGAUAACAGCACAGAUCUCAUGACAGAGCUUUUCAAGGACUGCAAUGCUCUAGUUAUUCUUACAAGUGUUGUUGUAGGAUUCAAAGACGGGAGAGUUUUUUUCUUGCCUGAUGACGGAACAAAUAAAGGUAGUCCUGAGUUGGUGGAUUGGAUUGGUCAGCAACGUCAAGUUGAUGCAGCGAAGAGAGCUGGCGUUGCACAUAUAGUGAUGGUUGGAUCAAUGGGAACAACAAAAGCUGCUCCGGACGAAUUUAUGGGGUGUUUCAAGUACAAGCGACAAUCCGAAGAUUAUCUGAUCGAGAGUGGCCUCACCUACACUAUCGUGAACCCGUGUAUGCUCGUGGAUGGAGAAGAGGGAACAAGGGAACUUGUUUUCAGCAAGAGCGAUAAACUACAUUUCAGUGGAUCCUCCAAAGAGUAUCAAGUGGCUAGGAAGACUGUAGCAGAAGUUGUAUUUCAGACACUGCUUGUGCCUGAGGCUAAGAAUAAAGCAUUUGAUUUGCUCGGUCGUGUUGAGAUACCGCCUACAAAAGCUGUCGACUAUGUUGCUGUUUUCAAGGAAAUGACUCCUGGACUUUAAGGACAGACUUUUAUAUCUGUAUGUCAUAUCUAGAAUUAAACUCUUGAUAUUUUAAGCUGUAAGUUUUUAACGUUUGAAAAUGGGGAAUGAUUAUAUUGGUAUGAACUAUAAUUAUA